AUGGACGACACGAUAAAAGCCUCUUAUGAGCGCAAUUCCAAAGAGCUCCGAGCUGACCUGAAGAAAUGGGAGAGCGACUGGGCCGCCGGCCACAACGGCUCCAAGCCCAGUCGGCAAGAUAUAAAAGACAACCCCAACAUAGCUGCAAAAUACAAAGAAUAUAACAAGACUCGCGACAUCCUCGCAGGCAAGAUACCCCUGCCCGCGCCCACGCAACAACUGCCAAACCCCAAGAAACGGCGCCCCGACCCGCCGCCUACCGAGACGCCGCUCAAGAAGAACAGAUAUGCCGAAACGCCGUCCAAGAACCGCACGCUCGAUGAGAACGAGUUCAUGAGCACGCCCGCCAUAUCGAGGAAGCUUUUCAGCCCCGCGCCAGUCACGUCCAUCGGGCCCACGCCGCAGCGCGACGGCAAGGUGCUCGGCCUGUUUGACCUCUUGGUGGGCAAGGAGUUGGGCACGCCGAGCAAAAGCACAGAAAAGCAGCCUCCGAGCACACCGGGAGGACGGCGUCGGAGAGAAGAGGAUGCCACCCCGAGCAGGCGCAGAGGAUCUUUGGACUCGGAGAAGCUGGGCCGCACACCCAUGUCCAGCAGCAAGCGCCAGAUGCUAAAUACAUUCAUGACGCCGCUCAAGAACCGGGAUGCCGGCGCCGGCGGAAAAGCUUCCACGCCAGGCUCCGUCUCCAAGUUGCAAUUCGAUACGCCGGCCUUUUUGAGACGACAUACGCUGCCGGCGCUCAGCGAAGGAGUACCCUUUGAUGCGCCGGCGCCGCUCAAGCUGCCUAGGAAGCCGCUCGGCCGCGGUCUGAGCGAAAUUGUAGCGAGUCUGCGCAAGGUGGAAGACGAUCACCUGGACGAUGACGACGACAUGGCUGCUUUGCGCGAGCUCGAGGACGCUGACAUGGAUCCUUCCGCAGCUGGUUCUGCGCCGUCCGUCACCGCACCAGCUGCAGCUUCACAGUCUACAGCUCCCAAGGAGCGCGAUAUUCUAGCGAGGGACCGCGAAUCCCACAAUCUCCCGCUCGGUGGCUUCGACGACGAGGGUCUGUACGACAGCCCCGACGAGGCCGAUCGCACCGGCCGCAACGGCCAGCCGCUGGUCGUCUACAAGAAAAAGGGCCAGAAGCGCACGACGCGCCGCGUCAACAUGCGCCCUACGAUUACGAAACGCCCGACGGAGUCGCUGGGUGGCUCGCAGGACAUUAUCCCCGAGACGCAGCAGCUCGACGGGCAGGAGAAUGCGGACGAGGACUACGAAGAUGUUGAAGAGACAGACGGAAAGAAGAAGAGGCCCAUGACUAAGGAGGGAGUUGUCAAGAAGUCGGUGCGCAAGGUGAAUGAGCUGGCGCACGCCAACUUUAGGAGGCUGAAGCUGAGGAGCAAGAAUAUGAAGGGGAAGUCGGGAGGCAGAAGGUUUGGGCGGCGGCGAUGA
Akanthomyces muscarius is the source of this 1434-nucleotide messenger RNA. RefSeq lists its product as uncharacterized. Gene Ontology annotation, molecular function: DNA replication origin binding; single-stranded DNA binding. The record is from RefSeq and is a predicted model, not a curated record. Gene Ontology annotation, cellular component: DNA replication preinitiation complex. Gene Ontology annotation, biological process: DNA replication; DNA replication initiation; mitotic DNA replication preinitiation complex assembly. Lineage: Eukaryota; Fungi; Ascomycota; Sordariomycetes; Hypocreales; Cordycipitaceae. The transcript is spliced from 2 exons. Bases 1 to 1434 code for a protein of 477 amino acids.